This is a messenger RNA of Closterium sp. Naga37s-1, 2166 nucleotides long. The record is from the annotation of a GenBank genome assembly. Lineage: Eukaryota; Viridiplantae; Streptophyta; Zygnematophyceae; Desmidiales; Closteriaceae.
AUGCCUCGCCACGUCGCCCACGCUUCCACGGCGCAGCCCACGCAAUUCGAAAUCUCCAUGCGAAAGACGUUGGAGCUUCCCGAGGAGCAGAGGCGGCAGCACGCGGACCGCAUUCUCGAAGCCGCUCACGACGCGGAACGCCGCGAAUUGGAAGGCGGCGAUGACGGCGGCCGGGUCGGCGAGCGCAUUCUGGUGGACACGGGAGUGAAGUUCGGUCUGUCGGCACCGCCGCUUAAUUCGGGGCCGAGCAUGGCGACGGUGAACAUGUCGUUCUACCGCUGGGAGAGCGUCACGCCGCCGCCCGUCGUCGACUGGCGCAAGACCGUCGCCAUGACGGCCAUCCAGACGCAAUAUGUGUGCUCAAGCUGCUGGGCGAUCUCAGCUGUCGAUACCAUCGCCAUCAUGUGGGCGAUCGCCAACAACAGCACCGGGACGAAUCUGUCGCCGCAGCAGGUGUGCGACUGCGCGACGAAGCAGUGCUGCCAGGGCGGGUGGCCCGAGUGGGCCUUCUCCUACGUGCUCUUCAACGGCGGCGUCACGACGAACGCCAACUACCCCUACCAGGCGUACGAUUCCGCCACGUGUCUCCUCGACGCAACGAUGCCGUCCGUGGCGCAGAUCACGGGGUGGGAGCUGGUGCCGGCAUUCAACGCCAUGGCGCUCAUGAAGGCCGUCAGCAUGCAGCCCGUCGUCGCCUUCAUCAGCGCCUCCGCCGCCGACUUCACCGCGUACUCAAGCCGCAACGUGCUGAACAUCUACAACGGGCUGUGCAUGUCUGACGUGAACCACGCGGUGGUGGUGGUGGGCUUUAACUACACGGGGCCGGACCUCAAAGGCAGCUACUGGAUCAUCAAGAACUCGUGGUACACCACGUGGGGCGACCGCGGCUACAUGUACCUCGCCAUGACGCCCGACGUGCGCGGGAAAUGCGGCAUCCUAUCCUUCCGCUCUCCUCUCACCAUACCCCCGUUUCCGCGCAGAACCCCCGCCAUGUACCCCGUCUACUUCCCAUCGGGGCAGCAGCCGGCGCGCUUUGCGUCCGACAAGGGCGGCAAGUGGAAAAUCAACAAGGUGGACGACCUCUCGUCGUCGCUCUACUCCUCCACCCUCUCCCUUUCAACCACCACCACAACCACCACUACCACCACUAUUACUACGACCACGCAAAGUACGACGUGCGCGGGGAUGAUCAACCCGUGCGGCGGGGGCAGCUGCUACAUGAGCGGCGGGGUUCCGCGGUGCAACUGCAGCGCGAUGGCGAAUAUGGUUGAGAUGGCAUGCAAUUUACUCUCCCUUCCCCUUCUCGCACUCCCAUCCCCCCCUGCUCCCCGCAACCAUCAACUGAACUGGGUCUUAUCUCUGGCUCCCCCCCCACCCUAUCUUCCCUGCCUCCCCCUAUCCCCCUCUGCCUCCCCUUAUCCCCCUCUGCCUCCCCCCUUCUCCAUCCGUAUCCCCCCUGGCGCCUGUGUGCAGACCAGCAUCAACUGCACGGGGUGGUACCGGGUGAUGCAGGGCGACACAUGCCCCUCCAUCUGGAAUGCAGCCAACCUCACCAUGUCCAUGUUCCUCUCCAUCAACCCGGGCAUCCAGGCGCCCUACCUGGUGGUGGGCCAGCAGGUCUGCAUCGACUCACCCGUCCUCACCACCAUGCAGCGAAACCCAAACGCCAACUACUCCGUCUACACCGUCCGUGCCAACGAUACCCUCUCCUCCAUCUCCACCCAGUACCUCACCCGCUGCACAACACUCUCCGUUUCCCCCGCUUCCAUCGCCGCCCAAAACUAUAUUGCCAACGCCUUAGCACCGCUCCCCAUCGGCACGAACCUCAUCAUCCCCUGUAUUGGCGGUGUCGGUAUGAUUGAUGCUGGCUGUGCGACGUCUCUCACGGUGUGCGGAGCAGAUUUUAUCUCGUAUCCGUCGUACUGCCACGCAGCCGUGAACUACGGCCUUUCCCUAUUCCAGAAUGGCCCGUGUGACAAGUGUGGGGCGGCAUGUGUUGGCCGCAUGGGGUUGGCCCCCGCUGGCGGGUUCGGCUGCACGCAAGCCAUCUGCCCCACGUGGAACAAUGCCUGCUAUCAGACCUCCCCGCGCACCUGCACGUACGCCAUGGGACAGGGUUACACGUUCACCUGCAGCUACUAUCCUGGUGCUACUCCCUUGCCUUGA